CCUGUGAAAAUUUUUGUUUUUGUUAUUUUACUUUUCUUUGGGUCUGUCUGAGAACCCUCCUUCUUGGAGAAUUAAGAUAAGCGUAGUGUUAUAGUAGCAUUAUCCGACAACGGCGGAGUUUGGCACCUUCACCUGAAAACCCGAUAGCAAUGGCGUUAGAGAGAGCACUGCCAGCAGCAACAAGCACAACCUUCCUCACAAACCCCAAAGUUCCCUCCUUUUUCCCAACCACAACCUCCAACCACAACCACAGCCACUUAGCCUUCGCACGGCGCCGUUUCAAUAUCAAAUGCUCGAUGGAUUACAGUAGAGACCAGUACAACAACAAUGGCAGCAGCAGCAUUCAAGUGCCCAUAGCGUUUCCCAGACCCCCUGAGGUUCAGUGGAAGAAGGAGCUGUGCAAUACGGUGCACCUCAUCGGCGUCGUCGGUCUUCCCAUUGAAAUUAAGCACCUUCCCUCUGGAAAGGUCGUCGCUUGGACCCGCCUCGCCGUCAAGAAAUCAUCUUCCGACACCUCAUGGAUCAAUUUGACAUUUUGGGAUGAGAUGGCGCAUGUUGCUUUCCAGCAUGUAGAGAAAGGCAAUCAAAUAUAUGUCAUUGGUCGUCUGAUUACAGAUUCUGUUGAAACCAAUGAAGGGAAGCAGCAGACUUACUAUAAGGUAGUUGUUCAGCAACUGAAUUUUGUUGAGAAGGGCUUUUCAUCAUUGGUCUUGAAUGAUCAUGACUCUGAUUCAAUAUCAGCAGUUAGAAAUACUGGCAACGGUGCUGCAAAGAACAGUACAGAAACCACACAAGAAUUGUGGCAAGCCUUUUUUGCUAAUCCAGUGGACUGGUGGGAUAAUAGGAAGACCAAGAGGAACCCAAAAUAUCCGGAUUUUAAGCAUAAAGAUACUGGAGAAGCCUUGUGGAUUGAAGGCCGGUACAAUCCGCCAUGGGUGAAAUCCCAACUUGCUAUAUUGGAUUCAAGAAUGGGGACCCUUAAUGACCAAGAUCUUAAGAUGCACUCAAAUAUAUUUGCUGGGGAUGAUUUUUCUCCUUUCUAAGUGCUUGCGGUACUACUUGUAUUGUAGGAAACCAGUUUCGAAGGGGUAAUUUAUGUAUAGAUUAUCAAUUUUUGGUGGAGAUACUGAAGAAUUCGGCUUUGAUUCUCUAGUUUUGUACCCUAUAUUUUGCAAUUUAUAUGAUGUGCUGCUAAUUAUUUGCAAUCCAUU
This is a messenger RNA of Prunus avium (sweet cherry), 1211 nucleotides long. Its product is annotated as protein OSB1, mitochondrial. Gene Ontology annotation, molecular function: single-stranded DNA binding. Gene Ontology annotation, cellular component: mitochondrial nucleoid. NCBI's taxonomy places the organism in Eukaryota, Viridiplantae, Streptophyta, Magnoliopsida, Rosales, Rosaceae. Gene Ontology annotation, biological process: positive regulation of helicase activity; mitochondrial DNA replication. The record is from RefSeq and is a predicted model, not a curated record.